Molecule: messenger RNA, 504 nt
Organism: Seminavis robusta
Lineage: Eukaryota; Bacillariophyta; Bacillariophyceae; Naviculales; Naviculaceae
Source: the annotation of a GenBank genome assembly
AUGAUCUUGACGGUGACUUCCUCUGUCAUUUUGAUCUUUGCCAAGAAUGUUGUCACGGGUCUUCGAGAUGCCUCCGUUAACUUUGUAUUGGCUGGAACGGGGAUUGUGGCUUCCUUCAUUAGCAUCUUCUGGACUUGGGCUGGAGGGGCCCGACUUUCCAGACGACUGGUGCGACGAGCUACUUCUCGCGUUCAAGCCGCCAAUAUGCUUCGAAGAGCCAUCAAAGUUGGGAUUUCGCUCAACUUGAUUGGAAUGUUCUUAACUCUUCUUGGUGCAGAGCAGACUGUGGGAGUGUUGGCAAUCAAAGUUAUGACGCAAAGGCCUUGGAACAGUGCUGGUGGAAUGGGAAUGAUGGAGUAUGGACUGCAACCUCUGGAUAUCUUGGUCGUUCAGGCAAAUACCAACAGUUUGUUGAGCCACUUUGCCAGUCUGGUGUGUUUCUUGUACCUCAACCGAUACGUUGACAAGCUGGAUCCGCCUUCGGAGGACGACGAGACAUCCUGA